CUAUUUUUUCCCACCCAAACAUAUUAUCAAAUACUCAAAUUAACUAGUACACACUUUCUUUAUAUUUUUAUAUUUCUAUAAUGCUAGUUUUGGUGCUUUCCUGGGAUUGGAUUGGGAUUGCAAAUGCAAAAUAAAAAAAGGAUGACCCAACUCUUCUUGUAGUGGUGGCGGCAACACCAUCACCAAUGCCAAACCAACAACAACGAAUUUGCUCCAAUCACCAGAAUUUAUCCACUAAAUUCCCUAUGCAUUAACUUCCAAAUUUAGAAACCAUCUUCCUAACCUUUCUUCAGAGUGAGGAAUCUUUGUAUAUUAACUGACAAAUUUACCAACUCUCAGCAUCUUCUCCUUCCUCUUUCCCAGAUACCCUUUUGUUCUAAAGCUCUUAUAUACUUCUACUGUCCUCAGUUUCCCCUUAUAUUCUUUCAAGAUUGUAUUUUUACUUGUGGGUUGGGUGAAGUUAUGUUGAAUUGAGCUGUAUGUGUUCAAAAUUGGUACGAGAUAGUAAAUUUUAGACUUUGGCUUGGAAUUUGGAAGUGAUUUUAAUUUGUGUUUUCACGUCGGGUCUGUAAAUUUUGCGGUUUUGGUUGGUGGGUUGCGCAAUUCGGAGGAAAUUGGAGUCGUAUAUUUGAAGGAAUUGAAAGAUUGUCUAUGGCUUGUUCAUCGGCUUCUCUAUCUUAUCCGGGAACAUCAGCUGCCGGAGGUAAUCGGACGGCCUUUCUGACGGGGUCGGGACCAGGCGGAGUUUUAUUGACGGGGCGGCAGCGGGUGUUGGCUCAGUUGAGGUUCAGGAAAGCAGUUAUUCGCUCUGACUUGGACACAAAUGUGUCUGAUAUGAGAAACAAUGCUCCAAAAGGUUUAUUUCCACCUGAACCUGAACAUUAUCGUGGACCAAAGCUAAAAGUUGCAAUAAUUGGAGCAGGACUUGCUGGCAUGUCAACUGCAGUGGAGCUUUUGGAUCAAGGCCAUGAGGUGGACAUUUAUGAAUCACGGUCUUUCAUAGGUGGUAAAGUGGGUUCUUUUGUUGAUAAACGUGGAAACCACAUUGAAAUGGGUCUUCAUGUCUUCUUCGGCUGCUAUAACAAUCUUUUCCGACUGAUGAAGAAGGUUGGCGCUGAUAAAAAUCUUCUCGUGAAGGAUCACACUCACACUUUUGUCAACAAAGGGGGUGAAAUUGGUGAACUUGAUUUUCGCUUUCCAGUUGGGGCUCCUCUACAUGGAAUUAAUGCAUUCUUGACCACAAAUCAGUUGAAGACUUACGACAAAGCAAGAAAUGCUGUUGCACUCGCCCUUAGCCCAGUUGUCAGGGCUCUUGUUGACCCAGAUGGGGCACUCCAGGACAUAAGGGACUUAGACAGUAUUAGCUUUUCAAGUUGGUUCUUGUCCAAAGGGGGAACACGGACGAGCAUACAGAGGAUGUGGGAUCCUGUUGCAUAUGCCCUUGGAUUCAUUGAUUGUGAUAAUAUCAGUGCUCGCUGCAUGCUUACUAUAUUUGCAUUGUUUGCCACCAAGACUGAGGCAUCCCUUUUGCGGAUGCUUAAAGGUUCUCCAGAUGUUUAUUUAAGUGGCCCUAUUAAAAAAUAUAUCAUGGACAAAGGUGGCAGGUUUCAUCUCAGGUGGGGAUGCCGAGAGGUUCUGUAUGAAAACUCUCCUGAUGGAGACACAUAUGUCACUGGCCUUCUGAUGUCCAAGGCUACUGAAAGGAAGAUUGUAAAAGCUGAUGUCUACGUUGCAGCAUGUGAUGUCCCGGGAAUUAAAAGAUUACUUCCACGAAAUUGGAGGGAGUGGGAAUUUUUUGACAAUAUUUAUGAGCUAGUUGGAGUUCCUGUUGUUACUGUACAGCUAAGAUACAACGGUUGGGUCACCGAGUUGCAAGAUUUGGAAAGAUCAAGGCAGCUAAGGCGAGCUGCUGGUUUGGAUAAUCUUCUAUACACACCGGAUGCAGAUUUCUCUUGUUUUGCAGACCUUGCCAUUGCAUCCCCAGAAGAUUAUUACAUAGAAGGCCAAGGUUCAUUGCUCCAGUGCGUGCUUACUCCAGGAGACCCUUAUAUGCCUCUACCAAAUGAUGAAAUUAUAAACAGGGUUUCAAAGCAGGUUCUUGCAUUAUUCCCUUCUUCCCAAGGUCUCGAGGUUACUUGGUCAUCUGUUGUGAAAAUUGGGCAAUCCUUAUACCGUGAGGGACCGGGUAAAGAUCCAUUUCGACCGGAUCAGAAGACUCCAGUAAAAAACUUUUUCCUUGCCGGUUCAUAUACGAAACAAGUGAGUAUUGGCCUUAUCUUGAUGAUUUAGUAGUUUUUUGUCAUUUCUGUGACCCAUUACCACCUCUCAAAUGGCAAUGAUCUCUAUCAAUUGAUUAAAUGUAUAGUAUCCAACGUUCACAGUUUCUGUUAACCUGUUUUAUAAAAGUACUGAUCUGAGUUAAGUGGUCUGUACCCGAAUUGAUAGAAAACCGUGCUGGUUGAAAGAGGAAUACCAUAUGUCAUAAAUGGAUACUUUAAAAGAAGAAUAUUAAAAGUGCAACAUAAUUGGGAACUUGUUUUCUUAGUCUUUUUUUUUUCAAUUUUAUUUUUGUUUUUUUUUUGGUUUUGUUUUGUUUUUCUUUUUUUUUUUUUUUGUGUCAUUAGCAGAAUUCCCCGAACUUUUUACUUGAUAUAGUUGGCUGAAACAGUUCAUCAGUUUCCUAACUGUCAUUAACAGAAGACAUUAGUACAUGGCGGGGUGAUGUAUUUUUGAACAUCAAACACUGUUUUUGGCCCGUUUCAGGAUUACAUAGACAGCAUGGAAGGAGCCACACUAUCAGGUAGGCAAGCUUCAGCAUACAUAUGUGAUGCUGGUGAAGACUUGGUGAGAAUACGGAAAAAGCUAGAUGCAGCUGAAUCCAACAAGAUAGCAGAAGCUGCAUCCACCAGCGAAUCGGAUCAGUUGAGCUAUGUAUGAUUCAAAUAUCUCUUAUUUUUUAGAUUAAUGUGGCGCCAACAUCUACUGAGUUAGAAAAAUGGACUCGUGAGUACAAAAAUAUGAGAAAAGGAAAAGCAUGAAAGAGUCGAAUCAGAUACAAGGGUUAUAUGGCAGUUAACCCGAGAAAGUUGUCUGAUAUCGAAUAGGAGGAAACUAAAACUGAGCCAAAUUGGUGCAAUGUGAAAAUUAUGUAUGCAAGAUCAAGAUUGUUGUAACAUGUUCAAUAUAAUAUCAGGGCCUUCUCAUUAGUACUUUGUGCGCUGCUGCCUUCAGAUUUUCUUUCCUUUUCCCCGUGAAGGUAAGAACCGAACCUCCAAUCACUUAGUGACGCAAACCUGUAAUCUAGACUGCGGAUUCUUUUAAUUGAGCAGAGCAAGGAUGCGUCUUUCUACUAUGUUUCGCUUCAUCUUUUACCAGUCAUUGCCAAGAAAGGGGGCUAAUUUCUAACCUA
This is a messenger RNA of Oldenlandia corymbosa var. corymbosa, 3409 nucleotides long. The record is from the annotation of a GenBank genome assembly. Lineage: Eukaryota; Viridiplantae; Streptophyta; Magnoliopsida; Gentianales; Rubiaceae.